Messenger RNA from Gracilinanus agilis (Agile Gracile Mouse Opossum), 1787 nucleotides. RefSeq names its product ribose 5-phosphate isomerase A (gene RPIA). Gene Ontology annotation, cellular component: intracellular membrane-bounded organelle. The transcript is spliced from 9 exons. Lineage: Eukaryota; Metazoa; Chordata; Mammalia; Didelphimorphia; Didelphidae. Bases 1 to 1005 code for a protein of 334 amino acids. Gene Ontology annotation, molecular function: ribose-5-phosphate isomerase activity. Gene Ontology annotation, biological process: pentose-phosphate shunt, non-oxidative branch; D-ribose metabolic process. The record is from RefSeq and is a predicted model, not a curated record.
AUGCAGCGCCCUGGGCCUUUCAGCACGCUCUACGGGCGGGUCCUGGCCCCACUGCCCGGGCGGGCCGGGGCCGGGGGCGGGGCCUCGUCAGGGGGCGGGGGGAGCUGGCGCGCGGGAGAGCCGCACGUGCCGCCGCCCCAGCGCGAGCCCUCGGGCGGGGGGAGCGGACACGUCGUGGCUUCGGCCGCGGCCCCGGCUCUUGCGCGUGCCCCGCCCGCGGCCGCGCUGCGCGCGCUCCCGCCAGCCCUAGUGCUCCCGCCCGCGCCCCCGCCCUCACACACAUCCCGGACCAUGUCCAAGACGGAGGAAGCAAAGCGGCUUGCCGGCCGGGCGGCGGUGGAGAACCACGUGGAGAAUAAUCAAGUGCUGGGAAUCGGCAGUGGUUCUACCAUUGUCCAUGCUGUCCAGAGGAUUGCUGAAAGAGUCAAACAAGAAAACUUGAAUAUCGUCUGUAUUCCUACAUCCUUUCAGGCCCGGCAGCUGAUUCUCCAGAAUGGCUUACCCCUGAGCGACCUGGACAGGCACCCCGAGCUGGAUCUCGCUAUUGAUGGUGCUGAUGAAGUAGACGCAGACCUCAAUCUCAUCAAAGGUGGCGGAGGCUGUCUGACCCAGGAGAAGAUCGUAGCCGGCUAUGCCAAACGCUUCAUCGUCAUUGCUGAUUAUAGGAAGGAUUCGAAGAACCUCGGCGACCACUGGGUGAAAGGAAUCCCCAUCGAGGUCAUCCCCAUGGCGUAUGUCCCAGUGACCAGGGCCUUGGCACGCAUGUUUGGUGGAGUAGCCGAGCUGCGCAUGGCUGAGCGCAAGGCAGGGCCUGUGGUGACAGAUAACGGGAACUUUCUGCUGGACUGGAAGUUUGACCGGGUGCACAAAUGGAGCGAAGUGAACACGGCCAUCAAGAUGAUCCCAGGAGUCGUGGACACGGGUCUGUUUAUCAACAUGGCGGAAAGAGUCUACUUUGGCAUGGAAGAUGGCUCGGUCAGCGUGAGGGAGAGGCCGUCUCACUGACCGAGGCCCCACCGGCCGCCGAGGCGGGGAAGCCCGAGAGCCUCUGCCUUAAUGUAUUUGCCUCGGGACAGCCGGUCGGAGCGUGGGGGUCUCCUGAAGCGUUACGAACGCCCCUCUUCUUUUUUAAGGAAAUAGAGAAGCAGAUAUAUUUUUUCUAUCUAAAAAUACUCUUUUUUAAAGAAAGAAAAAACAAACCUGGUUUCAUGUUUUAUAUGAAAUAUUACAAAAAAAAAACCCCAAACAGAUUUUUGAAUCUUUGAAUUGAGGCUGCUGGUUUCUCGUUCAGUUUCUGAGUGUUUGGUUUUCUGGGGGAAACGUGAGCCCCUGCGCCAGCCCAGGCUGCGAGGGCCGAGCCAGCAGCCCCCGAUGCCUUACUGGAACCUCCGACCUUCUUUAUGCCUUCCUUGGUUUGUCGCUUUGUUUUUGAGUUUACAUUUUAAUCGCUCACAAUACACAGUCACACCUCGACAGUGACCUUCGUGGACAAGCUGUUUGGACCUCAGUACCGUCAUGCUUUGGCCAGGCUCAGGCCACUCGCCCACACUAGGAAGCACACAAACCCUCAGGCCUCCCUGCCAGGAAGGUGGUCCCAGGUUAGGACCACCCAGACACUGCUGGGAGGUGCCUCUCCAGAGGUGGAUUUUUUUCUGUUGUCAUCCUUUUUUGGAGUUUUUGUUUGCCUUUCUCCCUCUAGAGGGAGGCCCUUGCACCGGUGGGCAUCAGACGCCUCCUCUUUGCAUUCUGUGUGUGUGUGUUGAAAUAAAAAACUCUGUGCCACGUCA